AUGUCGAUUGGUAAGCACGCAGUCGAGCAAGCUUUGUGUGAUCCUGGGGCGAGCAUCAAUUUGAUGCCGCUAUCUGUGUUCAAAAAGUUCGGGUUGGGUGAUCCGUACCCAACCAUGGUGAUUUUACAGUUGGCUGAUCGCUCCCUCGCUCAUCCUGAAGGUGUAAUUGAAGAUGUGUUAGCUCAAGUGGGUUCUUUUAUAUUCCCUGCUGAUUUUAUUAUUUUGGACUAUGAACCUGAUCAAGAAGUCUUAUUUAUUUUACGGCGUCCAUUCUUAGCCACAGACCAAGCUAUUAUUGAUGUAUACGAAGAAAAGAUGACGAUGAGAGUGGAUGAUCGACUGGAGGUAUUCAGUAUGUAUAAAACACUUAGAUUGCCAACCCACUAUGAAGGGCUAUCCAUGAUUUCUGUGGUGAAAAGUGAUGUGAUGUCAUUGGUGCCUUAUAUGAGCCCUGUAGAUCCUCUUGAACGAGCCUUGAUUGGGGAUGAAAAAGACAAUGAAGAUGAGUUGAUGGAAGAAAUUGAGCAAGCACUUAACAUGUCUUGCAGUUAUGUCCAUGGGUUUGGGAGAUUUGAGAAGUUGGACAUGCCUAUUACUCUAACCCCUCCUAAGCCAUCUAUAAAAGAAGCUCCUAAUCUAGAGAUUAAGCCCCGUACAACGCAUCUGUGCUAUGCCUAUUUAGGGAACUCUAAGAUAUUGCCAACGAUUAUCUCAUCCAGCUUGACCGAGGUGCAAGAAGAAAAAUUUCUCUUAGUGAUUCGUGAGCAUAAAAAGACUAUUGGGUGGACAAUUGCUAAAUAA
This is a messenger RNA of Nicotiana tabacum (common tobacco), 801 nucleotides long. RefSeq lists its product as uncharacterized. The record is from RefSeq and is a predicted model, not a curated record. NCBI's taxonomy places the organism in Eukaryota, Viridiplantae, Streptophyta, Magnoliopsida, Solanales, Solanaceae.